Messenger RNA from Galendromus occidentalis (western predatory mite), 702 nucleotides. RefSeq names its product glutamine--tRNA ligase-like. Lineage: Eukaryota; Metazoa; Arthropoda; Arachnida; Mesostigmata; Phytoseiidae. The transcript has 5 exons. The record is from RefSeq and is a predicted model, not a curated record. Bases 1 to 702 code for a protein of 233 amino acids.
AUGUGCUUCAACGUCGUGCAGUGGCUCGGCUGUGAGCUGUACAAAAUAACGUACUUCUCGGAUUACUUCGACGAGCUCUACCGGCCGGCCUGCGUUCUCACCGAGAGAGAUUUGGCUCACGUUUGUCAUCAGUCGAGUGGGGAUCUCAAAGGUUUCAACCCACCCCCUUCGCCAAAAAGGAAUAGACCCAUCAUAGAGAGCCUCGCUUUGUCUGAGGACCUGGAAAACGGCGAAAUCUAUGAAGCGAUGUUGCGAAUGAAAAUCACCCUGGAAGAAGGCACGCAGGACACUGGCUUGAGCAUAUCGCCCAUUUGCUGUGCAUCGAAGAGUUCCAAUCGCGACGAUCGUCCUAUUACUGGCUGUGCAACGCCGUCGACAGAUACUGCCCCGUACAGUGGGAGUACGGAAGGCUCAAUGUUCAUCCAUAAAAACCCUGAGGAUGCCAGCGUGGUUGGUAAUGGUUUCUUGAGAGAGCUCAGUCUGGAUUCUCCGCACGUAGGGAGCGAUGUCGAGAAGACGGUGAAGGAUGCAAAGACGAAGGUUCGUCUCCAGAGGGGAGGCUUCUCCAGCGUGGAUCCGGAUUCGAACCAGGAUAAAUACGGGGAGACGCUCAACGGGACCGGCACGUUGAAGGAAGAUUGCGGGAAGUCCAGAAAUCGCCAGGCGGGGCUCAAAAAGGGACUUCCGCGAUAUUGUGAGUGA